Prorocentrum cordatum is the source of this 258-nucleotide messenger RNA. Lineage: Eukaryota; Dinophyceae; Prorocentrales; Prorocentraceae. The record is from the annotation of a GenBank genome assembly.
CACAAGCCAUCGGAGCUCCAAGGUCAUCGCACGCAAUAUUUGUCAAAAGAGAGGAGUCCAAGCUGUGCAUCACUACGUCAGAAAAAUGGGCCGCGUAUUUACUGUACACUGAAGUCGAAGAAAGAUUUGCUGCGUACUCCUCCAUUACUGAAUCGGUCAACCAAGAAGCGAAACCUGCUUUUGAAAUGCCUCUUUUUGCAUUUGUCUGCCGGUAGACGCUUGCGAUCCAUUCGUAGAAAGGUCGAUAAACCACGAUGA